AUGAAUACUCAACAAAACCAAGAUUUGAACUAUCAGUUCAACUAUCAAGAAAUCGAGAAAGAGAACAUCUGCCGCUUCGCUGAAGUUUUGAGGACUCCUGUAAACCCAAUAUACGAGAAGUCGAACUUGCUUUUGUAUUUAUCCGGUCAGCUCGAUGGAGAAAAACUCGGAAUGAUGAUGUACCACAACAAAGUGCACCAUCAAUGCACCACUGUUGACCAAUGCAGCCAACUUGUAUUGCUUUUGGAAGCACGCAAAACUUGUAAUCAGCUGUAUGACAAGGCGGCGUGCAUCACGGAUGUUUUGAAUGUCGUCGAAAAGCUGGAAGCUGUCGACAAACGGCUUGGUAUCACGGCACAGCCGCUUUGCAUCAAUCGCUGGGAGGAUCUCCAUCAGCUGGAGACACAAAACGAGGUGUUCUUGACACCGAAUGGAAUUCAAACUGCUUCAAGGCAAAUGGAGAAGUUCAAGGCUCCAACUGGCGUCUUGACAAGAACACUUCUUAAAAGAAAGAGUAACAAUAAUUAA
Messenger RNA from Caenorhabditis remanei, 528 nucleotides. RefSeq lists its product as uncharacterized. NCBI's taxonomy places the organism in Eukaryota, Metazoa, Nematoda, Chromadorea, Rhabditida, Rhabditidae. The transcript has 4 exons. The coding region runs from base 1 to 528 and encodes 175 amino acids. The record is from RefSeq and is a predicted model, not a curated record.